This is a messenger RNA of Syzygium oleosum, 1613 nucleotides long. RefSeq names its product UPF0481 protein At3g47200-like. The transcript is spliced from 2 exons. The coding region runs from base 1 to 1509 and encodes 502 amino acids. The record is from RefSeq and is a predicted model, not a curated record. Lineage: Eukaryota; Viridiplantae; Streptophyta; Magnoliopsida; Myrtales; Myrtaceae.
AUGACUUUUUGGAGUCAAGUCAAGACAGCUAGUGCUUUGGCAGAAGCAACAAAGAGUGACGCCAAUUUCCUGGUGAUUUCCGGCAUCACCUCUCUUUCAUUUCUUACAUCUACGAAGAGCACAAAAAUCAGACCAUCUGCGAGGUGCCAAUUGCAGAAAAAUCUUCAGCAAACACCACUGCCCAGAGAUUUGGAUUCUCGCCGCAACCAAACCGCCAUGAGCAGUAGUUCUUCUCAUUAUGUGGUCGAUAUUGAAUCGACCGAUGGUAGGAGCCGAGGAUCAGCAGACAGGAUCGGUUUUUGCAUCUUUAGAGUGCCUCAAAGUCUGUCCGAGAUCAAUCAGAUGGCUUACCGGCCUAACACGGUCCCGAUCGGCCCCUACCACCACAGAAACCCACAGUUUGAAAAGAUUCAAGAGCACAAGCGGCGAUUCUCCAUCGAUCUGCUCAAUCGAAGGCACCAAAGUGUGGAGAAGCUACAGCACUUUGCCGAGGCUUUAAAACCAAUGGAGGAGGAGAUAAGAAAGUGUUAUUCCGAGGUCUUAGCUUUCAACAGCGAUGAGCUCGUCCAGAUGAUGGUACUUGAUGGUUGCUUCAUCAUUGAGCUGUUCUGCAAGUACUCCCGGAAAUUGUCAAGUCACACCGAUGAAAGGCAUGACCCCUUAUUGACCGAGCCUUGGGUGUUGCCUUUCCUUAUGCGGGAUCUCGCCAAACUCGAGAACCAGAUUCCAUGGUUCGUUCUUAAAAGUCUGUUCGAUCUGACGCUGGGUUCCUCAAAUGAGAGCUAUCCUUCUCUAUCAGAUCUUGCCCUGAGUUUCUUCAACCGCAUGCUUCAAAGACCUGACCAUGUCUUGAAGAAGUACUCCAAUCAGGACGGAGAACAUCUGCUUAAUUUCCUCCGUUCGACUUUCAUCCUGGAUUCUCCAACAACAAAGCAAAACCAAAAUAAAUCCCAUCGUCUGAUCCAGCCUGCGAAUAAGCUUGACCAGGCAGGCAUUAAGUUCAAGCCGACCCAUUGUGAAAGCUUCAUAGACGUCAAAUUCAGCAACGGUGUCCUAGAAAUUCCGGUACUAAAAUUUGAUGACUUCUUGAGUUCUCUGAUUCUCAAUUUCAUUGCAUUUGAGCAGUGCCACAGGGACUCCCCCAAGCAUGUCACAACUUACGCCACUUUCAUGGCUUGCCUCCUUAACACACCGGCAGAUGCCGAGUUCCUGUGCAAUCGCAAGAUCAUCGAGAGAUACUUCGGGACAGAUGAGAAAAUUGUCCAUUUCUUCAGCAACAUCGGGAAAGAUGUUGUGUUCGACAUCCGCAAGAACUAUUUAUGCCAGGUGUUCCAGGAUGUGAACACAUAUUGCGAGAAGGACUGGCGAGUACAUUUGGCCAGCUUCAAGAACACCUACUUCAAAACGCGGUGGUCUUUCAUAUCAGCUGUAGCUGCAGUCAUUCUUCUUGCUCUGUCGGCAAUUCAGUCUAUAUUUGCUGUGAUUGCUUAUUACCGACCUCCUAAGUGACGUUUAAUGUACGAUCUACAUCUGCUGCUCAUUGGUGUUGGUCAUUUGUGCAUGUUUCCGACCUCCUUCAUGAUUUCAAUAUCAUUAGUAAUGAUUGUCCUAUA